Messenger RNA from Chironomus riparius, 1014 nucleotides. NCBI's taxonomy places the organism in Eukaryota, Metazoa, Arthropoda, Insecta, Diptera, Chironomidae. The record is from the annotation of a GenBank genome assembly.
CAAAUCGCCAGCCCCGCACCAUUUUUGUUUACAUUUUUCCUUUCACAGAAUUUAAUUAAAUUCAUUAUUAUAACAGCCGAAAAUGCACAACGGAUUUGUGAGAAUUAAUUCAGUUCCAACAAGGGUCUUCACUUGGGGACAUUUUGUAACGGAAAAGUUCAAUGAAAACAUUAAAGAGCUAGUUUUAGUGAUCUCAGGUAACCCUGGAUUGCCUGGUUUUUACACGACAUUCUGCUCAACACUUUAUGAACAAUUAAAUAGAGAGGCUGUAAUAUGGUGUGUUGGACAUGCCGGUCACGAUGAGCCUAAAAAGCAUUUAAACAUGACAGUUCCGAAACUAAAGGAACAUCCUCAUCUGUAUGAUUUAAAAGGACAAACUAAUCAUAAAUUAUCAUUACUCGAGUACAUUCCACGACAAAUUGAGAAGAUUCACGUUAUUGGACAUUCCGUUGGAUCUAAAAUUAUUUUGAAUUUGCUGCAAGAAUCGCCAGAGUUCAAUGCUAAAGUUGAUAUGUGCUACCUGAUGUUUCCAACGAUUGAAAAUAUUGCGGAUUCAUAUAGUGGCAAAUGGUUUGUACGAAUGAGGCCGUUCUUUUUCAUUCUGAAGCUUAUCGUCUUACUUUUUAAUCUCCUGCCACACAAGUUGAGAUAUGGAAUGGUUAAAUUGUACUGUCGAGACAUGCCAGAAGACUUUUUAGAGCAUUGCUUUGAACACACGAAGCUGUCAGUUGUUGAGAAGAUUUUAUUCAUGGCAUCAGAUGAAAUGGACAAAAUAACGGAACUGGAUGAGGAACUAGUCAAACAAAAUAUUCACAAAUUAAAAUUAUAUUAUGGUAAAAAGGAUAAUUGGGUGAAAAGAAAGUAUUAUCACAAAAUCGUUGAAAGAUUUCCAGAAAUUGAUGCUCAGCUGUGCUCAAGAGAUUUUGAACAUGCUUUCGUAUUAAAAAGUGGUGAAGAUUGCGGUGAAAUGGUUGCAGACUGGAUCAAACAAAGAUGAGAAUUGGUUUAAAUUAU